Messenger RNA from Sphenostylis stenocarpa, 1002 nucleotides. NCBI's taxonomy places the organism in Eukaryota, Viridiplantae, Streptophyta, Magnoliopsida, Fabales, Fabaceae. The record is from the annotation of a GenBank genome assembly.
AUGAACAACAGUGGUGGAGGAACUUUGAUGGGUUUGAGCAAUGGUUAUUAUGGGAGGUCGCCAUUCACAGUGUCUCAGUGGCAGGAACUGGAGCACCAAGCUUUGAUCUUCAAGUACAUGCUUGCGGGUAUUCCUGUGCCUCCUAAUCUCGUGCUCCCUAUUCAGAAGAGCUUCGAUUCUUUCCCACAUGCUUUCUUUCACCACCCCACAUUGAGUUAUUGUUCCUUCUAUGGGAAGAAGGUGGACCCAGAGCCAGGACGAUGCAGGAGGACUGAUGGAAAAAAAUGGAGGUGCUCCAAGGAAGCAUACCCAGACUCCAAGUACUGCGAGCGUCACAUGCACCGUGGUCGCAACCGUUCAAGAAAGCCUGUGGAAUCACAAACUAUGACUCACUCUUCUUCAACUGUUACAUCCCUCAAUGUCACAGGUGGAAGUGGCAGCACUAGAACAUUAAACUUCCAAAACCUUACUGCAAAUGACUUUGGUAAUCUCCAGGGUACUGAUUCUGGAACUGACCCUACCAAUUAUCAUCUACAUUCCAUUCCUUAUGCGAUCCCCAGUAAAAAACACAGGUAUCUUCAAGGACUUAAAUCUGAGCGUGGUGAACAUAUCUUAUUUUCUGAAGCUUCAGGAAGCAACAAGGUUCCCCAAAUGUUGUCACAGCUAGAAGACACAUGGCCUUUGAUGUCUACCAGAGUUGCCUCUUUUUCUACAUCAAAAUCAAGUAAUGAUUCCCUUUUGCAUGGUGAUUAUCCCCAGCAUUCGCUUUUAUCUGGUGAAUAUGCAUCAGGAGAACACCUGAAGGAGGAGGGUCACCCUCUUCGAUCUUUUUUCAAUGAAUGGCCUAAAAGCAGGGAUUCAUGGUCUGGUCUGGAAGAUGAGAGAUCUAAUCAAACAGCCUUCUCCACAACUCAACUCUCAAUAUCCAUUCCUAUGUCUUCUGAUAUCUCUGCAACGAGCUCUCAGUCCCCACAUGGUGAGAGUGAUAUUCAAUUUAGGUAA